GUGGCCAAGAUAAGAAGCUGUUUCUGACUGUGAAAUCAUUUUGCAGUUUGGAUGGAUUUGGCAGACAGAUAUUUUUCCAUUGGUAUAGUGUAUAGCUUCUUGAAUUAAAUAAGUUUCCUUGAAGCAAACCUUCUCUCAGCCUUUUCUGUUUGACGAUCACAAUGAAUCAGAACAAAACAUACCUGGUGCUCUUUCUUCUGUGCUUUGCACAUAUUAGUAUUCAGCAAGUCCCCAAAAAGAAGCCACCCACUCCCAAAAAAGCUGAAGCAGUAACUCUUAAAAUGAUUAAUGAUCUGAAGGAGGAGAUUGGCAAGGUCUGGCAAGAGCUGAGUUUACUUCAGGAAAAGCAAGCAUUGCAGACAGUUUGCUUAAAGGGGAUAAACAUCUACCAGAAGUGUUUUCUUGCUUUUCCUGAGCUGAAGACAUACCAUGAGGCCAGUGAGCACUGCAUUUCAUUAGGUGGCACCCUCAGCAUCCCACGAAACAUUGAAGAAAAUGAUUCCCUGUAUAAGUAUGUGCAGAAAUCUGUAGAGAAUGUGGCAGAAGUCUGGAUCGGUGCGAAUGACCUGCUGAAUGAAGGAACAUGGGCAGAUGCAACAGGUAGUACUGUUAGUUUUAAAAACUGGGAGUCUGACAUUACUGGUCAACCAGAUGGAAAAACCCAAGAAAACUGUGCAGCCUUUUCUGCCACUGCCAAUGGAAAAUGGUUUGAUGCUAACUGCCGUGUACAAAAGCCUUUUGUUUGUGAAUUUAAUAUCGCAUAGUGUCCCUGACAUUACCUACCACAGAGCUAAAGUAACAUUGCAUUAUUUGCAUUAAUGUAACUGCUUAAGCCAUUAAAGUUUUGGAAGUGAAACAAAUGAUUUCAUGCUGAAUAUUUACCGAGAUGUACAAGUAAAUCUAUUUCUGUGUCACUCGCUCAGUUUCUUACUCUCUCUAUGUUCAGUGGUGUCACUUAGAAUUAAAUAUACUGUUUAAAAUGCAAGGAAAUAAUAUAUCUGUAGAGAAAGCAUAUUACAGUGUGACGAUUUAAUCAUUAAUUAAUUAACUAUAUAACUCAAUCUAUUAUAUUCUGAAAUGUAUAAAAAACACAUUGCAACCCAGUAAUUAUGCAUUCAUUUGCCUACCUCCUAAAUAAAUUAAGCAGACUUAUGAACAACAAA
Protopterus annectens (West African lungfish) is the source of this 1163-nucleotide messenger RNA. It is a transcript of the gene CLEC3B, whose product is annotated as C-type lectin domain family 3 member B. The coding region runs from base 162 to 764 and encodes 200 amino acids. The record is from RefSeq and is a predicted model, not a curated record. The transcript is spliced from 3 exons. Lineage: Eukaryota; Metazoa; Chordata; Ceratodontiformes; Protopteridae.